AUGAGUUUCUAUUGGGCGAAGGCGCUGAACACGAAUGAGCCAGCGAAUGGUCAACAGCAGUCGCAAUUGCAACAGCCAACGCAGCAACAACAAACCAAUUGGGACAAUAUAAACCUGGGAGGUGCUCAACCUCAGCAAAACCAAUGGGGACAGCACUUUCAGAGUAAUAAUACGGUGCCAAAUAAUCCGCAGCAACCUCAAAAUCACGGGUUUAACUACAACCAGUACCCUCCUACAAACCAGUACAACGUGCAAACUGCAGAUAACCAUAACGCCCCAAAUAAUCAAAUUAACACAUACAAUUAUGCUGCACAUACACCUAUUUUGGAAAAUGUGGCGAUGCCGGAAGCGCCUGAAAAUAAUCAGCAGCAAUAUUACCAGGCCUACCACACUCAUGAGCAGCAUGCUCAGCAGCAACAAAGACUAGCCGAUGAGCAGCAACAAGGAGCUCAACAGCAAAAACAAGCUGAAGAACAGCAGCAACUUGAAGCUCAAGCGCACUUCGAAGCCGCGCAGCAGCAAAAAGCCCAAACGCAAUAUGAAGCGCAGCGCCAAGAAGCUCUUCCUACGCAUGAAGCUGAAAACCAACAACAGGCUCAAGCGCAGAAAUAUUGGCAAGAACAACAACACGCUCAGCAAUACUAUGCUCGGCAAUACCAGGAGCAUCAAGAAAAAUUGAGACAUUCUGAAGGAAACGAGAACAAUCAUUCAUCUGCUACACCGGCAGUCGUUCAAAUCGCGCCGGUUCCAAAAGAAACUAAGGAAGUUGAACUGACUGUCGAGGCGAAGGAUUCUGAAGAUAGUGAAGAGAAAACGAAAGUGACACCAACAUCAUCGGAGGAUGAUUGGGUCAAAACCGAUAUUUUCGAAAAUGAUGGUAACAAAAAGAUUGAUGCAGGAAAUCAAGAACAUUUGAAUCCGCCUUCCUCAGGAACAUCGUGCUCUCCAAUGGGAAACUCGGAACAAAAUUCCGUUGAUAUGUUGACCGAUGCAGCAGCGGCGAAUAAUUCUUGGAUUGAUGAAGUCAUUGAUAAUUCCGGUGAAAGUUCAGAGAAAGAGCAGGAAACGAAUCAACCUUCUAAGAAGCUUCAACAAAAGAAAGAGAAAUCACCGGCGGCCAAUGAGAAAAAAUCACCGGAGCCAGUUGGAAACAAUGACACUUUAAAGAAUAUUAGUGAGCCAAUUGCAACAAGCACUCCAAAAGAUGAUUUAAAGGAAAAACGUGGCUCUAUAACAUCACAAACUUCACACCGUACUGAUGCAGACAAAACUCGCGUGAAAUCUGAUGAUGAAACGGCUUCCGUGAGAACUAAUGAUGGUGUCGACAACUUUCAGCGAAGCGCUAUUCGUGCGAGUUAUCGCAACUAUCGCGAGCAGUAUAACCAUAUAUGGAUGCGAUUGAAUGGUCAUCGAAUUGAAGCCCAUCGAACGGAAUUCCGGCCAUCAUCAAAAAUGGCGAAUCCGUUGUUGGCUGCUGCUGGAAUCACAAACGGAUCAAUUCGCAAUCAGCCAAGUCAACAGUUUGCUCAAGGACAAGGAAGAAACGAAGGACGAUCAUCGGUCCCGCUGUUCCUAUUACAAUCCCGUAGCUUCAAUGAAGAUCCGCGAAGGUCGAUGAGAGUGAAUGGAAGUCGACCAUCAUCGAGGCAAUCGGGUGUAGCGAACACAACUCGCGAAAAUUAUGGAGAACAUUCGGGAUGGAGAAGAUAUGGCUACAACAAUGGUCGAGAAACUGUGACAAAUGUACCCUACCAUGAUUACUACGAUCAAGGUUAUGCGCCCGAGUAUAGCACAAUGCCUCAUCAGAAUAAUACAACACCACCGGAGCAAUUCUGUGAUUUCUAUGAAAGCGAUGAGUCGCUAGACAGAGAAAGUGAUGAUGAGCUUCGUCAAUACAAUUCUCCUCAAAAGCAUGUGCCGAUGUACCCAGUCACUGGCGAGGAACGCUAUUAUCUUGGAAUAGCUCAACUGAAUAUGCAUAUUGUUGAUUCAAUCACCCAAUCGUUGCCGCUUCCUCCAAAAUUCUAUAAUCUCACCGCUCUUGAAAAAGCGGCGUUCAUUUACUACAGCUACGUCUACCGAGCUCAUUAUAAGGAUGUUGAUGAGUUUCAUAAAAGAUUCAAUAGGGAGUUCUACAAAUAUGUGUGCGAUGGAGAUAGCAAAGAGAAGUCACUGGCAAAGGUAUGCCGAUCGAUAAGCAUUCAACAUCAAGCGAGGAUGGAAGAAAUCAAAAAGAAUCUUGUCCAAUCCCACCGGCCAAUUUUCAGCGAUGAUAGUGUCGAUGGACAAAGUGAGAGUUCGAUAAGUCGUGAUAAGUACGAUGGUUAUGAACCUCCAAGCAAUGGACCAAUGAAGUUCUCUUACCCUCAUGCGUUCUUAAACUUUGGACCUGGAGGUAAAACAAUAGAUAUUCAGCCAGGAGAAUCGAUCUCUGUCGUCAACAUUGAUGUGGUUGUUAACGUUGUAAAAGAUCAUUUCUCUAUGGGAUUGGAAUCUGAUCUUAAAGCGUUUAAAGGUCCACUCAAUCCGCAACUUCAUGAGCUCCACACCGUCCGCGCUUAUGUCGACAAGCAGAUCAAUGCCAUCAAGAACUCUGAGGUGGCGCUCGAAAACCCAAAGGAUAAUGAUGUUGUUGAUGCAUUGCUUAUUUGGGAGCUCUUGGCAACUCUAUUACGACAAAGAGGGGCAAUCACUGGCCCCGACGUUGCUGAGAUUUUGAUGAGAGUUACGGAUGAGAAAAUCCCUGUGCAGAAUAUCCAGCAGCCUGCUAAUCCUGCUGCUGCGAUUGCUGAAUAUACAAAACUAUUGCUUGGUGGUCAUGUUCUCGAAGCCAUCGAGUCUGCCAUGCAGAACAACCUUCACGCUGAUGCAUUGCUUCUCGCACGGCGACUUCAUCCAAGGAAUUCGGACGCGAUGGUUGCUAGAAUUGAGGCACAUAUGCUUCAAAGUCGUUCAAUGUGUCAUCCAGUAACAACACUUGCUGCUGUUGCAAGCGGAGAUUACCCAGCAUUCUUUGACUCCUUGCCCUUAGAUGGAGAAUCCAGCUGGAGAACCCAUUUGGCAAUCAUUUUAGCAAAUUUGGGUGGAAACGAGGCAGCCUUCAAGGCUCUUUUUUAUUUAGCUAGAACUCUUGCAAAACGGGAUUAUAAUAACGCUGCUCACUUCUGCUUCCUAGUCCUUUUCGCUUUGUACAAUGUUGACGUGUUUGGGCCUGCCGAUGAAACAAAACCCGAGGAACAAGAUCGACCAUAUAUCACUCUGAUCAGCUCGGGAAUUCCGGAUGACAUUGAUAUUGGAACACUUAACUUGGGAUUCUCGCUUAUGGAUUUGCAUGCAACAGAGGUGCUGGACUAUGUCAUGCACUUGAAAGAUCAAUCACUUCAAGAAAAUCAAGUGCGGUUACAAAAUGCGUUCGAAUAUCAGAAAGCUCGCAUUGAAUAUGCUAAAGUGCUAGCCAAAUAUGGUUUUGCUUCUCAUGCUAAUAGAUAUAUUGUUGAUGUUUUGCGGGCGAUUUGGGAUAAUGCCGCAAAAUUCGAUCGCAAUAAAUUGCUUCACAUUUGUGAACUUGGUCUUGAUAUUGGACAUGCUGCACAAUCAACCGAUUGGGAUCGUCAAGUCAUUGAGCUUUUCAAAACUAAUUUGGAGCAAAUUGAUGUAACGAAAGCCCAACAACAUCAGCAAAUUCCGCAGCAUGAACAACGGCAACAAUCUCAAGAAAUUGUUCCAGAACUUGGUUCCAAUUUUAAUACGCAGCCAAUCACUGAGUUCACACAGACCGGAAUCCAUAUGCAAUUGAACUCUUAUCAAUCUUCUGGAGCAGCAACCCACAAAUGUUCGCCGAAGCAUGAACAGAAUUCCUGGCAGGAAAGUUCCCUUCAAACUGAACGACACAUGGAUGACAAAGAGAAAGAUAUAUUGCCGCCAAACCAAUAUACACCACAAACACCAUUCUAUAACUCGGAGAGUGCUGACGCUUCACCUUUCACUGAGCCAACGCAAAACGUGACCGAAUCAACGUCUAUUCCAGAGGGAAUUAUGUCGGAGCAGAAGUUGCCUGAAAACCUUAUGCCAAUAUCAAACGCGAUUCCACCCGAACCUCCGGUAUUAAACCAGCCUUUUUUUGAACCGGUCCAGCAACGUCAAGAAUUCCCGCCGCAACAACCUGAAACAAUACCAGAACAACCCGAGCCAAUAUCUCAAAUUCAAGAGCCUGUAAUAGAUAAAAACAAUGACCAGUCAAUUCCGUCGAAAAGCCAAGUUUCUCAGUCAAACUCUAUCGGAUGGCUAGGAACAUUUAAGCAGCAAGUUGCUAAAGCAAUGCCGGGUGUUCAGCCGAUGAACUUGCCAAAUGAUAGCAAUCCACAGAUUAUUUGGGAUUCUGCACAGAAUCGGUAUGUUGGUGAAGGAGUUGAGAAAGAACCCGACGCACCACCGCCGCCAGUUAUGAGCCAGCAAGCUCUGGCAGCGCCAACCGGAAAUAAUGGAAGGCUGCGGUUGAAGAGAGCAGCUGAUCGAUACACGAAUGUUGGGUUUGGGUCAUCGUCAACAAAUUCAAAUAUGCAACCGCCGGCGCUAGCACCUCCAAUGCCCACUGGUUUCGGAUUCAUUCCCGCUCCAACUGAUGACGCCCAAGCAGUUGAUCCAUUCAGUGGAGAAGCGAACCCCUCAAUCCAAAUGAGUGUGACGCAAAAUAAGGAUGAACUGGGAAUGCAGCCCAACUAUCCACAUAAUCCAAUGCAGGCCGGGCCAAUGCCACCAACGGGUCAGAUGCAGCCGGGUCAAAUGUCUGGCCAAAUGCCAGGAAUGAUGCCGCACCAGCAACAUCAUCCGAUGCAUCAGCAUCCUCAGUCGGGAAUGCAGGCUCCUGGAGCUCAGCAUGGAGCGCCUAAUAGCAUGCAACUACAUCAGCAGCAAAUGCAACAGCAAAUGCAGCAGAAGCAUUUUGGGCAACCGGGAAUGCAACAUCCGCCGCAUAUGGGACAGAAUCCGCAUCAGAUGCAGGGCCAGCCGGUGAUGCAACAGCAACAUCAACAGCAACAGCGUCAGCAGCAAGAAAUGUCGGCUGCUCAACAAGCAGCAAUGCAGCAGAAAACGCAGAAUCAAGGAAAAACACAAAUGCAAAUGCAGCAACAUUUAAUGAAGCAACAGCUUCAAGCCGGAAACCCUCAGAUGCCGCCACAACAACAGCAGGCAAAUCACAAGAUUCAAUUAUAA
Messenger RNA from Caenorhabditis bovis, 5214 nucleotides. The record is from the annotation of a GenBank genome assembly. NCBI's taxonomy places the organism in Eukaryota, Metazoa, Nematoda, Chromadorea, Rhabditida, Rhabditidae.